AUGCAUAAAGCCAUUGAUUCUACCGCUUUGCUAAGUUCCGACGACCCCAGGCCUUAUGCAAACAUCCAAAUAGGCAAUACAAACGUUCUUGGCCUUUUAGACUCAGGAGCGUCCAUAAGCUGUCUGGGGCAAGGCGCUUUGGAAUUCCUUCGGGAAAAUGGAAUUCCCUACAAAGAGUUCACGUCGGAGGUAAACACAGCAGGUGGUCAGAAGCAGGCAAUUAUAGGCUCUGCUUUAGUAAAUGUCAUUUAUAAGGGAUUAGAAAAAGAAAUGCGUUUAUUCGUGGUCCCAACUUUGGAACAGAAACUCUACCUUGGGGUGGAUUUUUGGAAGCUUUUCAAUCUCGCUCCACAAAUCAUUUCGGAAUUAAAUCAGAUCCCAAAGACCCAACCAACUGACCCGAAUUUUCAUGAAUUGUCACCAGAUCAGUUAGUAGCAUUAGAGGAAGCGAAAGCAUUGUUUCCAUCUUAUGCGGUACAUGGCCUAGGACGGACUGGACUUGAGGAGCAUCAUAUUGACACCGGUGAUGCUGCACCAAUUAAACAACGGCAUUAUCCCGUUUCUCCGGCGGUUCAAAAACUUCUCUAUGAGGAGGUGGAUCGCAUGUUUCAACUUGGCGUGAUUGAGGAAAGCGACAGUGCUUGGAGCUCUCCUGUUGUUCUAGUGAAGAAGUCAAACGGCAAACAUAGACUCUGCCUAGACUUCAGGAAAGUCAAUUCCGUCACGAAGAAAUUUGCGGGUCCGGUUCCGAAUAUUGAAGGUUUGCUAAGUCGUCUUUCAAAUUCACGUUUCUUUUCGAGCGUGGAUUUGAAAGACGCCUUCUGGCAGAUACCGUUGGAGAAAAGUUCAAGGGAGAAGACAGCAUUUAGUGUUCCGGGGUUGCCUUUGCUUCAGUUCAAAGUCAUGCCUUUUGGCUUAUGCAACGCAGCACAGCGUAUGUGUAAGUUGAUCGACAAGGUUGUACCGCAUCAGUAUAGGGAAAAUGUUUUCCCGUACGUUGAUGAUCUACUAAUUGUGACUUCCACAUUUGAUGAGCAUAUUCGGAUGCUAAAGAUAAUUGCGGGCCGUUUAACAGAGGCUGGACUUACUAUUAACGUAGAGAAGUCCAAGUUCUGUUUUAAGGAACUCAAUUAUCUUGGCUAUGUUGUUGGGGAGGGUUGCCUGAAAACAAAUUCAGAAAAGGUUUCUUCUAUUAUGGAGUUCCCGGUUCCAAAAACAAAACGUCAGGUUAGAAGGUUUCUUGGAUUGUCGGGUUGGUAUAGGAGAUUUGUAAAGGAUUAUUCAGGGAUUGCUGCUCCUAUUACCAACACGUUGAAGGGUUCGAAAUUCGAGUUUGGUCCUGAAGCAAUCAGUGCCUUCAAUCAACUCAAAGAGGGUUCUGAGCACGUUGUUCCGGACGCGUUAUCGCGAGUAUACGCUGUUGAUGCCCUUUGCGAUGUUUCAUUAUCAGAAGAUCUCCACCAGGUUGUCCUUCACAUUGACCUUGAUGACUUGAGUUUCAGGUCAGAGGAAUAUGUGAAGUUGAUUGAGACAGUCAGAGAAAAUGAAAACCAGCUUCCUGAUCUUCAAGUAUCUGAUGGGUUUGUGUACAAAAAAGUCAAACACUGUACAGGCAACCCAGUCGAAGAUGACAUGGUGUGGAAGCUAUGGGUUCCAUCGGAAUUAACCAAUUCUUUAAUCCUUCUUGCUCAUGAACCACCUAAAGCCGCGCAUGGUGGUGUUGCUAAAACUUUGUACCGUCUUCGUGAUAGAUUUUACUGGCCUAGUAUGGCGGCAGAAGUAAAAUCAUUUAUUGCAAGCUGUGACGUGUGCAAAGUUUCGAAGGCCCCUAACACAAUUUUAAGGCCGAAAAUGGGCAAAGCAUUUAUAGUUGAGAGGCCGUACCAGCAUAUCUUCAUUGACUUCCUGGGACCGUACCCAAGGUCAACAAAAGGAAAUACUUACAUCAUCGUCUGCUUGGACCAACUUACCAAGUUCGUUCAUGUUCAUCCUUUACGACAGGCGAACAGUGAAAAUGCCAUAAGGUUUUUGGAGGAACAAGUUUUCUCGGUAUUUGGAGUGCCAGAGUCUUUGCUAUCGGAUAAUGGUAAACAGUUUGUAAGCAAAGAGUUCUCCAAGUUUUUGCUCUCAUAUGGAGUAAAGCAUGUAAGGACUGCAGUGUAUUCGCCGCAGGCAAAUGCUAGUGAGAGAGUGAAUCGUUCAAUCCUCAGUGCAAUACGAUCUUAUUUAGAUAAAGAUCAAAGGCACUGGGAUAAACAUCUUCCCUCGAUUGCUAGUGCUCUCCGAACGACGGUGCACUCAGCCAUAGACAUGUCUCCAUAUGAGGCAUUAUUUGGACAAUGCAAAAUAGAACAUGGAUCCGAUUACAAACUACUGAGAUCACUGAAGUCCGUCAAUAAUCCGGAGUUUUCGCUGUUGCCUUUGCCGUCAAGGAUGAAUAUGAUCCAUAGCCACCUAAAGAACUCACUAGAACAAGCACAUAGAGUAUACGAACGCACUUACAACACGCGUAGUAAGGAUGUGCAGUUCAAAGUGGGGGACGUUGUCUUCAAGCGAAACUUCGUUCAAAGCGAUGCAUUUAAGAAGGUAAAUGCUAAGCUUUGUCCAAAAUUUCUUAAAGCAAGGGUUAAGUCAGUGCGUGGUAAUAGUUUAUAUGAAUUGGAGGAUUUAGCUGGCAAUGUUUUAGGUGUAUUCCACUGCAAGGAUAUUCGGGUUUAG
This is a messenger RNA of Episyrphus balteatus (marmalade hoverfly), 2718 nucleotides long. RefSeq lists its product as uncharacterized. The transcript has 2 exons. Lineage: Eukaryota; Metazoa; Arthropoda; Insecta; Diptera; Syrphidae. The record is from RefSeq and is a predicted model, not a curated record. Gene Ontology annotation, molecular function: nucleic acid binding; aspartic-type endopeptidase activity. Gene Ontology annotation, biological process: DNA integration; proteolysis. The coding region runs from base 1 to 2718 and encodes 905 amino acids.